Dipodomys ordii (Ord's kangaroo rat) is the source of this 681-nucleotide messenger RNA. RefSeq names its product fibroblast growth factor 18 (gene Fgf18). Bases 1 to 681 code for a protein of 226 amino acids. Gene Ontology annotation, molecular function: growth factor activity; type 2 fibroblast growth factor receptor binding; type 1 fibroblast growth factor receptor binding. The transcript has 4 exons. The record is from RefSeq and is a predicted model, not a curated record. Gene Ontology annotation, cellular component: cytoplasm. Gene Ontology annotation, biological process: positive regulation of cell population proliferation; fibroblast growth factor receptor signaling pathway; positive regulation of protein phosphorylation. Lineage: Eukaryota; Metazoa; Chordata; Mammalia; Rodentia; Heteromyidae.
AUGGAGCGGGAGGCUUUGGACUUGGCCCUCCCUCCCUCGGGCAGUGCCCUGUACCUCUCUGAGCCCCAGUGGCUCCCGGUGUCCGUGGCUGCCUCACCUCUCCCGCUUUCUCCUGCCCCCGCUCAGGUGCUGGCCGCCGAGGAGAACGUGGACUUCCGCAUCCACGUGGAGAACCAGACGCGGGCCCGGGACGAUGUGAGCCGGAAGCAGCUGCGGUUGUACCAGCUCUACAGCCGGACGAGUGGGAAACACAUCCAGGUGCAGGGCCGCAGGAUCAGCGCCCGCGGCGAGGACGGGGACAAGUAUGCCCAGCUCAUCGUGGAGACGGACACCUUCGGAAGCCAAGUCCGGAUCAAGGGCAAGGAGACGGAGUUCUACCUGUGCAUGAACCGCAAAGGCAAGCUCGUGGGGAAGCAAGACGGGACCAGCAAGGAGUGUGUGUUCAUCGAGAAGGUUCUGGAGAACAACUACACGGCCCUGAUGUCGGCCAAGUACUCGGGCUGGUACGUGGGCUUCACCAAGAAGGGCCGCGCCCGCAAGGGUCCGCGGACCCGCGAGAACCAGCAGGACGUCCACUUCAUGAAGCGCCACCCCCGGGGCCAGGUGGAGCCGCAGAAGCCCUUCAAGUACACCACGGUGACCAAGCGGACGCGGCGUGUGCGCCCCACGCACCCCGGCUAG